This is a messenger RNA of Pieris brassicae (large cabbage white), 8279 nucleotides long. It is a transcript of the gene unc-104, whose product is annotated as kinesin-like protein unc-104. Gene Ontology annotation, molecular function: ATP binding; microtubule binding; microtubule motor activity. The coding region runs from base 238 to 5667 and encodes 1809 amino acids. The transcript is spliced from 42 exons. Lineage: Eukaryota; Metazoa; Arthropoda; Insecta; Lepidoptera; Pieridae. Gene Ontology annotation, biological process: microtubule-based movement. The record is from RefSeq and is a predicted model, not a curated record.
AAAACAACAUUGAGUAAUGUAUGUCAGUUUUUCAUUAAUCGCUGCGUAAGAAUCGAGUGUGAAAUAAAUAAAUAUUAAAUUUAUUAUUGUGUAAACUCCAAUAUUGUUAACAGAAGCUUCAUCUAAAAGGUUUUCUGCCAUCUAUUGAAAUUCCAUAUAACUUCAGCCUAUAUUGAAGGCACAAAUCGGCACCAGUACCGAUGCUGUAAGGCGCAGACGGUUAAAUAAACAGCCGCCAUGUCGUCUGUGAAGGUGGCGGUUCGGGUCCGCCCCUUCAACUCGCGGGAGAUCGCGAGGGAGAGCAAAUGUAUUAUAGAGAUGUCCGGCAAUACCACAGUAAUCGUGAAUCCAAAGGUUCCACCGGGCUCCAAGGAGAGUGCAAAAAGUUUCAACUUUGAUUUCUCAUAUUGGUCGCAUAACCCAAGUGAUUCCGACUUCUCCUCCCAAGUGAUGGUAUACAAGGAUAUUGGGGAAGAGAUGCUGCAGCAUUCUUUUGAUGGAUACAAUAUAUGCAUAUUCGCAUACGGCCAGACGGGGGCAGGGAAGUCGUACACAAUGAUGGGUCGUGGUGAGGACGGGCAAGAGGGUAUUAUCCCUCAGAUAUGCAAAGAUCUCUUCCGGCGAAUAAAGCAGACUACGUCAGAGGACCUCACUUAUUCGGUGGAGGUCUCAUACAUGGAGAUAUACUGUGAGCGGGUACGCGAUCUAUUGAACCCGAAAAACAAAGGGAACCUCCGGGUUCGUGAGCACCCAGCACUGGGGCCCUAUGUAGAAGAUCUCAGCAAAUUAGCUGUCAUGUCUUACCAAGAUAUUUAUGACCUCAUCGAUGAAGGAAAUAAGGCCAGAACUGUGGCCGCUACAAACAUGAACGAGACGUCGUCCCGAUCUCAUGCAGUAUUCACAAUAUUCUUCACGCAACAGCGAUACGAUAAAACCACUAAUUUGGUUUCUGAGAAGGUGUCGAAAAUAUCUCUGGUGGAUUUGGCUGGUUCGGAACGAGCUGAUUCUACGGGAGCAAAAGGGACAAGGCUCAAAGAAGGCGCGAAUAUUAACAAGUCCCUUACUACGCUGGGGAAAGUUAUAUCCGCUCUUGCUGAAAUUUCGGCGUCCAAGAGCAAAAAAUCAAAGAAAGCCGACUUCAUACCGUACCGUGACUCGGUCCUGACUUGGUUGCUUCGUGAAAAUCUUGGUGGAAACUCCAAGACGGCCAUGAUUGCCGCCAUUUCGCCAGCUGACAUCAACUAUGAUGAAACUUUGAGUACACUCAGAUAUGCCGAUCGCGCCAAGCAAAUUGUCUGCAAAGCCGUGGUCAACGAAGACGCGAACGCGAAACUCAUUCGAGAGCUCAAAGAAGAGAUAUUCAAACUCCGGGAACUGCUCAAGGCGGAAGGCAUCGACGUUGAGGAAGGACCUGACGGUAGAGUCGUUUAUGAAAAGAAAGAGACCAGGGAACCUUCUCCGAUGCGCAAAAAGAAUGAGGAAGAAGUGCUAUCGCCGAAGCUUUCCCGUGCAGCAACAACGAUUGCAGAGGAGGCGGUCGAUCAACUGCAGGCCUCUGAGAAACUUAUUGCUGAACUAAAUGAAACAUGGGAGGAGAAACUCAAACGUACCGAGCAAAUUCGGGUCCAACGCGAAGCUGUGUUCGCUGAAAUGGGUCUCGCUGUCAAGGAAGGCAUUACUGUUGGUGUUUAUUCGCCCAAGAAGACACCACAUUUGGUGAAUUUGAAUGAGGAUCCGAAUUUGUCGGAGUGUCUCAUUUACUAUAUCAAAGACGGUUUAACCCGUGUGGGAACAGCCGAAGCGAAUGUACCACAGGAUAUACAAUUAUCCGGAUCUCAUAUUGUCAGUGAACAUUGUAUUUUCGAGAACACAGAUGGCGUUAUCUGUCUUAUACCGCAUCGUGGGGCUCUUGUCUAUGUGAAUGGAAGAGAGGUGACAGAACCCAUAAUACUAAAGACCGGUUCCCGAGUAAUUCUGGGAAAGAACCACGUAUUCCGCUUCACUGAUCCGAGUCAACCCCGGGAGGAACCGGUUAGCAACAAAAAACUUGCUGAUACACCCGGAGUUGUUGAGAAAGACAGUGACACCACUGAAAAUCAAAAUGUGGAUUGGGACUUCGCCCAGUGUGAGUUGCUUGAAAAGCAAGGCAUUGAUUUGAAGCAAGAGAUGCAGAAGAGGUUAUGUGCGUUGGAAGAACAAUUCCGUAAGGAGAAAGAACAUGCUGACCAGCAGUUUGAGGAGCAGAGAAAGAACUACGAAGCCCGUAUAGAUGCUCUUCAGCGUCAAGUGGAAGAACAAAGCGUCACCAUGUCAAUGUACAGCUCGUACACGCCCGAAGAUUUCCAUAAUGAUGAAGAUAUAUUUGUGAACCCAUUAUUCGAGACAGAGUGCUGGUCGGCUCGCGAGGUGGGUCUGGCUGCGUGGGCCUUCCGCAAGUGGAAGUAUCACCAGUUCACUUCGCUACGCGACGAUCUUUGGGGCAACGCUAUCUUCCUAAAGGAAGCGAACGCGAUAUCGGUAGAAUUACGCAAGAAAGUUCAAUUCCAAUUUACGCUUCUCACCGAUACACCAUUUUCUCCCUUACCCGCGGAGUUGGCACCGCGCGAUGACGCCGAUGACGAAUAUCGCCCGAGUGCUCCAACUGUGGUGGCCGUGGAAGUUACUGACACCAAAAAUGGCGCAACGCACUAUUGGACAUUGGAGAAACUGCGACGUCGUCUGGAGCUAAUGCGUCAAAUAUACAACAUGAACGAGUCGGCAUGUUCUGAAGAUGACGAGCCUACACCGACGAUUCGUCCGCCGUCGCCCCCCAUACAAGCGAAACAAGACGAUCUAUUGCAGUGCAUUUCCGCGUGCGCGCAACAGACCAGACUGUCACUAGCCAACCUGUUACCUUCGAGACAACGGUUGGAGCUUAUGCGUGAGAUGUACCACAACGAGGCGGAGCUCUCUCCAACUUCGCCAGAUCACAAUAUCGAAUCAGUGACCGGCGGAGAUCCAUUUUACGAUCGAUUCCCCUGGUUCCGUCUUGUUGGACGGAGCUUUGUAUACCUCUCGAACCUCCUGUAUCCGGUUCCGCUCAUUCACAAGGUCGCGAUCGUGAACGAGAAGGGAGACGUGAAGGGCUACCUCAGGGUAGCCGUGCAGGCGGUAGUCGACGCCGAAAAAAAUAACGCAGAUUUCGUAGCGGGAGUCAAACAGUCCGCUAAGAUCUCAUUCGAUGACGACAUCGUGCCCACUCGGUCACGAUUGAAGACUUUGUCAACCAUAGAGAAGAACAACGCGAUUAAUUUAGAAGAUAGACCUGACCAGGACUCCAACAUUAAGAUUGAAGAACUAGCAGCUGCCGAGUGUGAUGCAGACAGUGGACGCGGAGACAGUUCUCUCGCGUCUGAACUGAAGGAUGACGAGCUUCCAGAGCACUUGACCCCGGGCAAGGAGUUCACCUUCCGAGUGACAGUACUUCAGGCCCACAGCGUGUCCACAGAUUAUGCUGAUGUCUUCUGUCAGUUUAACUUCUUGCAUCGAAAUGAAGACGCCUUUUCAACGGAACCAGUCAAAAAUGCCGGCAAGAACACGCCUCUUGGUUUCUACCACGUACAAAAUAUCACCGUUCCAGUAACGAAAUCGUUCGUUGAAUAUAUUAAAACCCAACCGAUUGUCUUCGAAGUUUUUGGUCAUUAUCAACAACAUCCUUUACAUAAGGAUGCCAAGCAGGACGGCCCAGUGGCGGGUCGUACGCCCCCCCGGCGAAUGUUGCCACCCUCCAUCCCGAUAUCGGCCCCCGUGAGGAGCCCUAAAUGGGGGGCAGCCAGUGUGGCGCCCCCUUGCUGCUCCUCGCACCUGCACUCCAAGCAUGACUUAUUGGUCUGGUUCGAGAUCUGCGAACUGGCGCCCAGUGGGGAAUACGUUCCUGCUGUAUUCGAACAUAGCGACGAUCUCCCAUGCCGUGGGCUGUUCCUCCUCCAUCAGGGUAUUCAACGUCGUAUCCGCAUCACAAUUCUCCAUGAGCCGUCGUCAGACCUUCAGUGGACUGAUGUCAGGGAGCUUGUUGUUGGUCGCAUACGCAAUAGUCCUGAGGCGAACGAGGACACGUCAGAUGGUGAUGAAGAUGGAGCCCUCUCCCUAGGCUUAUUCCCAGGGGAACGACCCAACUUAGACGAUCGAGCCGUAUUUAGGUUUGAAGCGGCAUGGGACAGCAGUCUUCACGGGUCCCCAUUGCUCAACCGAGUUAGCGCCAACGGAGAAGUUGUCUAUAUAACACUGAGUGCUUAUCUAGAGAUCGAAAACUGCGGUCGUCCAGCGAUAGUGACCAAAGACCUCUCGGUGGUUGUCGUGGGUCGUGAAGCUCGCACGGGUCGUUCGUUGCGACGUGCGUUGUUCGGAUCCAAGAUGGCGCGGGCUGAUAGACUUACGGGCGUCUACGAACUUAGCCUGCAUCGAGCUCUUGAACCAGGCGUACAACGCAGACAGAGACGCGUACUGGACACGAGCGGCACGUACGUGCGCGGAGAAGAAAACCUACACGGGUGGCGACCUCGUGGAGACUCUCUCAUAUUCGACCAUCAGAAACGCAUUUGGCGCAAAGUGAUGUAUGAUUGGCCCCUCAACGUUAUCGAUAGAUUUCAGUGGGAGUUAGAGAAAAUGACUCGGCUCGAACAGGUGGGACGUACAAGACACUUGCUGGCUCUGCGUGAACGUCUGAGGCAUGGGCAUGAGAAUACUGUAGCUCCAAACGACUUUACUAAGACAGAAAAGGAGGUAUGCAACAUGGCGGCAAAGGCAGCGUCUGAGUGCGCACACACACGUGAUGAGUCACUCUAUGAGCCAUGGGAAAUGUCACCAAAGGAGAAGGAACUAACCACUAAAUACAUCAAAUUGAUACAAGGACGGAUAGGCACAAACGCGAACAAAGAAGUGGAAACAGCAGUUUCGCCUGCGACUCCGGUCGACGAAGGCGUGUCUGCGGAUAUUUCCACCCCAAGUCUUCUUUCUUCUAUUCACAGUGCUAGCAGUUUUGAGCUCUGCUCUCCCGAGCGCGCUCUUCUCGAGAAAUCCAUAUCGGGCUGGGGCUGCGGCGUAGGUGCGCCCAUGGGCCCUAUGUCCGUCUCGGGAGUGGGUGGCGCCCUCUACGUCCCCGAGUGCGAGGAAGUGCGCGUGUCGGCCGCAGUGGCUCGACGCGGCUACCUUAACGUGCUGCAACACGGCACGCACGGCUGGAAGAAACGGUGGCUGGUGGUUAGGCGGCCGUACGUAUUCAUGUACCGUGACGAACGCGAUCCCAUUGAACGUGCGCUUAUCAACCUCGCGAACGCGCACGUUGAGUACUCGGAAGACCAGGAACAAAUGGUCCGCAUGCCUAAUACAUUCAGUGUGGUGAGCAAGGAGCGUGGCUACCUUCUCCAGACCUUGGGUGAUAAAGAGGUUCACGACUGGCUGUACGCCAUCAACCCAUUACUGGCUGGACAAAUCAGGUGUGCGCGCACAGGUCGCGUUCGGCCCGGCGCACUACUGGGGAAAAGGGGUCACCUAACAAAGCCUCACCCGAGAAAGGACAGCUUGCAGCAUGAGACCUCACAAUGGAGUCUAUACUCGUUUAUUAAAGGCGUUGCCGACGGAAGAAUAGCGCACAGACCGCUCAGAGCCGUGCGCUCCGCCAGAUAUUGAAACCGGCCUAUGAGUUCCACUUACGUCCCACUUGAUAGGGUUUAUGAAAGAAUUGUGUCGGCACAUUGCGUUAAAGAGCGAGAGAACUGUUACUGGUAAUUGAUACGGCCGCGGUUACAAGAAAUACAAAUAUAAUAUUAUUUCCAUCAUAAUACAAAUUUGCUAAAUUAUAGUUCUGACUGACUCCCGAGAGCAGUUACUUUAGAAGAAAAUAGUAAAGUUUUUUUCAUUUAAAAAAGGUCAACUGAAUAAUAAUGGAUUUAAAACUGAAAUUAUGGAUUUGUGUUCUUUGUAACCGCUUGACACAAUUGAACACCAUGUAAACUGGUGUUUCCUGUGUCAAAAUACCUAUUGUUAGAAUCUAAUACGUGCAGAGUAGUGAUGCUUUUAUGGAGAAAAGCAUCAUAAACUUUGAAAAAAGGAACUCUCCAAAAUGGAAAACUCGUGGGACGAAAGUGGAUAGAAAAAUUCCGUGACUGGUUUGGUAGAAAAGAAUUUACCAAAAAUUAUUUGCUUACUUUAGUAAGAUAUUUUCCAAAGACUUUCUAAUCCGAAAUUCUAUAUAUAUAAUUAAAUUAGUUCCAUAUCCUUCGGUGUUAUAUUUUUUCAGUAUUAAUUUAGCAUUUAAUGCGACGGUUCUAUACGUAAUUAUAGAUUUUAUAUUUUCGACUUGCUAUGGACAAGUGUGAGUUGGGACCAAACCGGUGCACAGACGAGAGCUAUUUACAGAUUGUGGAGAACAAUAAUGUUUGUAUAUGGUAACAUUUGGCUGGCUUUAAUAUCUGCGGGACGCACAUUGUUUUGUAAUCUUUGAAUUGUAUUUGUAAUCGAUUUUUGACAAAUUGUUAGCGUUAUUGUCUUUGCAUCGAUGUCAUUUUCUUGCCAAAUUUUUAGAACUAUAUCGUGAGGUUAGUAUUGGUUUUGAGGUUAUAUGGAUAUCAUUGUGAUAGUUGCCAUGAAUAAAUAAUUUUAUAUUAUUAUCAAUAUAUAGACAAUUGUCUAACUUAACGCUUAGUUGACUCGACCGAGUCGAAUUAUUAUCUGUGGUAGCUGUAGUUGUUAGCUAUGCAAAGACUCUAACUACACAACAAAUAAAUAUAACGUGCAUAUGGUCUAAUGCUGCGCACAAAAAUAAUCGGCGAAUUCGAGUGGACUCCAUAAGUGAGGCGACUUACACGAAAACGACAUGUUAAAGGAAGUAUCUAGAUUUUCUUCUAAUGUUUCAUAAUUUAUUAAUAACUUAUCUUGUAUAUACGUAUGACCGAAUGCUAGUGGUUUAAGUAUGAGGCUCAAGGCCGAAUCAAGAUGGCGGUUGUCCGUAACGUCAUACGUAACAUUUUGUUUUAUUGUCGUAGAAUGUGCUAGCCUUGCGAUAGUGGGGAUUAUUACCAUUAUAAACAACAAAAUCUGUAGAUGUAGACUUCAAAUACCGAUCUUAUGAUCUGCUUAAGAAUCAAAGAAGUUAAUGAUGAAUGGAGAAUGUUGGACGUGAGGCUAGCACAUUUCGCAAUACAGUCCAUAAACAUCCCCGUUGUUUCAUACAACACUAGUAUUGAUUGUAAAUACAUUAUUAUUAUAAUAUUUAUAGUUAAUGUAGUAUAUGCGUUCCAGAUUAUUUACCCUUUAUGUGUCCAAUUUUAUUUAAGAAUUAUUUAUUAUCACGAUUGAAUUUGAUUGUAUAAAGUAGGUUAAUGUUAUGGUAGGAAUGGUUUUGCAAGUUCAUUUCGGAAGUGUCCAACGUCACAAAUCGUUUGGGAAUAUUCUAGUCAUACGCGGCGUAGGAUUUUGCGUGAUAGGGUAGUUCAAACAAAUAUGCUGUGCAUACAAUCACGACGUAGUUUGUUAAUAAUUCUCGGUGUUAUUUUCUCAUAGAUCUACUACUCUCGCCCUUUCGUUGUAUCAUCGUAGGUAGAUAAAUGUGACGGUAGUUGUUCAUUUCUCGAAUGUCCAGUUUUAAUCUUGUUAAAGCUUCGAUGAAUGUUGAGUCACUGUCCUAUUGCUUCUAGGUGACUUUCGAUAUUAUAAAAUUAUUGAGCGUAAUUUAAGAUCUUGAAAUUUUAAAGCUUAAGUGAAUUUUGGUCGUUGUAAAUAAGUCUAAACAGUUUGUUUCUGUCACAGUAAUACGAUUGCUUUUUAACUUGACUUAAACCGAAGGGAAUUAUCAAUACCACGUUUUUUUGCUACCAAUCUGAUCACAGGCUUGCACACUGACGUAGAAUCAUUGACACUAUCCAGUUAAUUAAGAUUAAAAUAGGGAUGUCAUACCAACUGCAGGCACUGGUCAGGAGGAGUAGGCCCGUGCCUUGCAGGGUGAGCAUAGCUAAUAAUAGUUUUAAGAUCAAAAGUAUUAUCCAAAUUAGGCAUGCUAUGUGUUAUUUCUGAAAUUACAGUAUACUCUUAGUGUUGGAUACUUGCUGAUCUGUUUGUUGAGACAUAUCGUCAACUAUUUCGAAUAUUUAAACUGAUGCUUGAAAUUCUCUUACCGUAGCCAUCUCUGCAUUAGAUUUGAUGGUAUGUCUCGUUAUACAUUGCGUUCAAUUGUUAUUUAUUUAGCAAUCUUUUGUACCUCACAUAUAUUAUGGAUCUCAAUAAAAAUAAUUGUUUAAUGCGUU